Ceratina calcarata is the source of this 892-nucleotide messenger RNA. Its product is annotated as 40S ribosomal protein S3a. Lineage: Eukaryota; Metazoa; Arthropoda; Insecta; Hymenoptera; Apidae. The transcript has 5 exons. Gene Ontology annotation, cellular component: ribosome. Gene Ontology annotation, molecular function: structural constituent of ribosome. The record is from RefSeq and is a predicted model, not a curated record. The coding region runs from base 47 to 850 and encodes 267 amino acids. Gene Ontology annotation, biological process: translation.
CGCGAACGUGUUUCCAGAGUGUUUCUUUUCGUGUGUAACCUCUAUCAUGGCGGUGGGUAAAAAUAAGGGGCUGUCGAAAGGAGGCAAAAAGGGCUUAAAGAAGAAGAUCGUCGAUCCCUUCACUCGCAAAGAUUGGUAUGAUGUAAAGGCACCGUCUAUGUUUACUAAUCGUCAUGUUGGCAAAACGUUAGUAAACAGAACUCAAGGAACAAAAAUUGCUUCUGAGGGUCUCAAAUACAGAGUAUUCGAGGUGUCUCUAGCAGAUUUGCAAAAUGAUGGAGACGCAGAGAGGUCUUUCCGUAAAUUCAGGCUAAUAGCUGAAGAUGUACAACAUCGUAAUGUUCUGACCAAUUUUCACGGCAUGGAUCUCACCACAGACAAGCUGAGGUCCAUGGUUAAGAAAUGGCAGACUCUGAUCGAAGCUAAUGUCGAUGUAAAAACUACAGACGGCUAUCUUCUCAGAGUUUUCUGCAUCGGUUUUACUAACAAAGACCAAUUGAGUACCAGGAAAACGUGUUACGCUCAGCAUGCACAGGUCAAGAAAAUCCGACAAAAAAUGGUAGACACCAUCACGAAUGAUGUUACCAAGAGUGAUUUGAAGGGUGUGGUUAGUAAGCUCUUGCCGGAUGCUACUGCCAAAGACAUCGAGAAAGCGUCUCAAGGAAUUUAUCCGCUCCACGAUGUGUAUAUCCGGAAGGUGAAAGUAUUAAAGAAACCGCGCUUUGAAUUGAGUAAAUUAUUGGAGCUCCACGGUGACGGUGUGGGCAGUAAGAGCGAGGAAGUAGGUGAAAGCGGCUCGAAGGUUGACAGACCAGAGGGCUAUGAACCACCUGUCCAAGAGUCUGUUUAAGAUAUGAAUAAAGAUCACGUUAAAGUGUGAUUAACGCUUCCA